Messenger RNA from Dermatophagoides pteronyssinus (European house dust mite), 1079 nucleotides. RefSeq lists its product as uncharacterized. The record is from RefSeq and is a predicted model, not a curated record. Lineage: Eukaryota; Metazoa; Arthropoda; Arachnida; Sarcoptiformes; Pyroglyphidae.
UUCAUAAAUUUUUUUUGUUUUGUUUUGUCAAACAACAACAAUCAAAUAAUCAACAAUCAACAUGUAUAACAACAAAAUUAUUUUAUUGUUUUUUGUUUGUAUGAUUUGUCGGCACGAUAUUAUUGUUUCUGGUCAAUUUUCAUUCGGUGGUUUUGGUGGAAGUGGUGAUAGCGACAGUAAUAGUGGUGGUGGUGGUAUUGGUGGUUUUUCCGGUUUUAAAUUAUCCGGUCCAUUAGGUCAAUUGAUGCGUGGAUCUAGUUCAUUAAAUUUAAUGAAUUCAAAUUUUGGUUUGGGUCAAAUUCUUGGUACAUUAAUGAGUGGAAGUACAAGUGGCGUUAGUGGGGGUGGACCAUUAACACAAUUAGCAACUGCUGCAUCAAGCCAAUAUAUGAAUGCAUUACGUAGUAAUCCAUUGUUAAGUUCAUUUGCUAAUGUUGCUGCUGGUGGUAGUCAACAAUCAGGUGGACCACCAUCAUCAAGUUCAUAUGCAGCACCACCAUCACCAUCAUCAUCACAUCCACAAUUUUCACCAAAUCAUCAUUCAAUGUUUCAAAAUCCAAUGGCAAUGUUUGGUGGUGCUGGUGAUAGUUCAAUGUAUGGACCACCAUCACAUCCAGGUGCAGGUGGUUAUGAUCAUCAUUUUGGUGGCAGUAAUGUUUUUCCACAAUAUGCUACACCCGAUAAUUAUUUUCCAAAUGGCGGACAUUAUGGUGGACCACCAUCAUUUCCACCAUCACCAUAUGGACCACCAUCAUCAUCGUAUGGACCACAAAUGCCACCAUCAAUGAUGCAUCAUCUUGAUCGUAAAAAAUAAAAUCAAACAAAAAAAUCAAAAAUCAAUCAAUCAAAUUCCAUAAUAUCCUCAAAAUAAUCUUCAUAAUCAAUCAAUCAUUUUUCCUCGUCGUCAUUCAUCAUUUUUUUUUAUUAUUUUCAUCAAUUUUUAAACAAGAAAAAAAAUUCAUUUUUCAAAUUUUUUUGUCUCUCUUCUUUUGUGGAGAACUUACUUUACACAGUCACAAAAUCAUUAUUAUUUUUAAAAAACUUUUUUCAGGCAAAAUGAUAAACAGUUGCCACGUAAU